AUGCGGAAGAUAUCCCACUUCUUCUUUCUGUGGGUUGGAUUCUCAGCACUGUAUGGGAGGUCCUCGUGCUAUGUCUUGCAGUCUGGGUUGUGCUUUGUUGCUGUUUCUUGUCUCCAUCUCAUUGCUGAUUUUUAUCCAACAUUCUUCCGUAGCUAUUCCCUGACCCCUCAGAUUAUUUCUGGGGUGAUUCAGAUCUUGGAUAUUGUGCAGAUGGAAUACCACGCCAAGCUCGUUGCCGAUUCCGAUGCAGCAACUGGUAUGACCUCAAUUGCUUUCCAGGAGCGCAUGCAAAUAUCGACUGGUAGUGGUGUGUGAUACUCAGGUGGAGUUAACGGUUGUCU
This is a messenger RNA of Suillus fuscotomentosus, 341 nucleotides long. RefSeq lists its product as uncharacterized. The transcript is spliced from 4 exons. Bases 1 to 315 code for a protein of 104 amino acids. The record is from RefSeq and is a predicted model, not a curated record. Lineage: Eukaryota; Fungi; Basidiomycota; Agaricomycetes; Boletales; Suillaceae.